Messenger RNA from Leptinotarsa decemlineata (Colorado potato beetle), 918 nucleotides. RefSeq names its product Adenylate cyclase 3 (gene Ac3). The record is from RefSeq and is a predicted model, not a curated record. Gene Ontology annotation, cellular component: plasma membrane. Gene Ontology annotation, biological process: adenylate cyclase-activating G protein-coupled receptor signaling pathway; cAMP biosynthetic process; intracellular signal transduction. Gene Ontology annotation, molecular function: adenylate cyclase activity. Lineage: Eukaryota; Metazoa; Arthropoda; Insecta; Coleoptera; Chrysomelidae.
AGCAUGAAAGUUUCAGUCACAACAAAACAGUGACCAGUCUGAAAAAUAUCUCUGAGGAAACCUAGACAGAAACUAUUAAUCAGCUCAUCUUGUUUGCAUGUCCCACAACAUUUGCGUGUUCCACUCUACAAAAGCAUCCGAACCAUGGAAGGAUAAAUCACAUAAAACGAUGUUUCCUUAUCAAGUUCUCGCACAAAUUGAAAUACCGAUGAAAUAUACCACGUAAGAAAAACGAAGCGGAAAAUGGAGGACCACAAGUCCGCGGAGAAAAUGAAGGAAGUAUGUUAUUUAUUUAACACCUUCACCGAUCCAUCCCUGGAGAAACUUUACCAGAGUUUCAAUGUCAAACAGAAGAGGGCCGGACUUGAGUGUUUUCUUAUCGGAGCCAUUCUGUUCGACAUCUAUAUGCUGGUGGUUCCAAACGGACAAGACCAUAUAUUCUUCACCGUCAUGAUCCUCUACAUCACAACGAACACAUCGCUGUUGGUACUAUGCAAAAAAGAAAUGAAGUGCACUAUUCCUUGGGCAGCAAUACCCUACAUGUGUUGGUACGUGGCGAUCACCCAGGUGCUAUCGGCUCUCAUCCUCAAGAAGAACGAAGUCACGUCCAGGGAUAGUCUAGGAUGGGUUCUACUGCUAGUAUAUUUGGUAUACGUGACGCUACCUAUAAGACUACGAUAUUGUAUCAUUUUGAGUAUUGGCACAUGUGCCUCUUACUUCGCAGCUAUUAUGUUAUUCUCGAAGUCCGAUCUGCAUUUCUACCAACAGCACGUGUCGAACAGCAUCCUGCUGCUAACGGCCAGUCUUUUGGGUAUAACGUCUUUUCUCGUGGAAGACAAACAACAGCGAAGGGCAUUUUUAGAGACUAGGCAGUCGCUGGAAGUGAAGCUCGUCAUCGAGGAACAGAGCGCAGAGCAG